Rhinolophus ferrumequinum (greater horseshoe bat) is the source of this 2015-nucleotide messenger RNA. RefSeq names its product hydroxy-delta-5-steroid dehydrogenase, 3 beta- and steroid delta-isomerase 7 (gene HSD3B7). Gene Ontology annotation, molecular function: 3-beta-hydroxy-Delta5-steroid dehydrogenase (NAD+) activity. Gene Ontology annotation, biological process: steroid biosynthetic process. The coding region runs from base 262 to 1371 and encodes 369 amino acids. NCBI's taxonomy places the organism in Eukaryota, Metazoa, Chordata, Mammalia, Chiroptera, Rhinolophidae. The transcript has 8 exons. The record is from RefSeq and is a predicted model, not a curated record.
AGGUUGGGCUGGGCUGUUCCUGGAAUGGGGAGGAGGUAGGAGAAGCAAGCGGAAGGAGAGGACGGUGUGUUGCUGGCCGGCUGGCCCAGGACACGAGAGAAGAUAGCCCCUCCGGCGGCCAGUCUGGGCACCCUGGGACCGACGCUGCAGUAACUGCCGUUGGCCGGGUCAGAGGGCAGGUAGCCUGGCUGCUGCAUCCACUAGGACCAGGCCUGGUCUGUCCAUUUGGCCGGAGGCCCCUUUAAGGAGUAACAGCAGGACAUGGCCGACACUGCACAAGCCCAGGAGCUGGUGUACCUGGUCACAGGUGGCUGUGGCUUCCUGGGGGAGCAUGUAGUUCGCAUGCUCCUACAGCGGGAACCCCGGCUGCAUGAGCUGCGGGUCUUUGACCUGCACCUGGGGCCCUGGCUGGAGGAGCUGCAGACAGGGCCCGUGCAGGUGACUGCCAUCCAGGGGGAUGUGACCCAGGCCCACGAGGUGGCAGCGGCUGUGGCUGGAGCCCACGUGGUCAUCCACACAGCUGGGUUGGUGGACGUGUUUGGGAGGGCCAGUUCCGAGACCAUUCAUGAGGUGAACGUGCAGGGCACACAGAACGUGAUCGACGCUUGUGUGCAGACUGGAACCCAGUUCCUGGUCUACACGAGCAGCAUGGAAGUGGUGGGGCCCAACAUCAAAGGUCACCCCUUCUACAGAGGCGAUGAGGACACCCCAUAUGAAGCAGUACACAAACACCCCUAUCCUCGCAGCAAGGCCCUGGCUGAGCAGCUAGUCCUGGAAGCCAAUGGAAGGAAGGUCCGUGGAGGGAGGCCCCUGGUGACUUGUGCCCUGCGUCCCACCGGCAUCUACGGUGAAGGUCACCAGAUCAUGAGGGACAUCUUCUACCAGGGCCAGCGCCUGGGAGGCCGGCUCUUCCGGGCCAUCCCAGCCUCUGUGGAGCACGGCCGGGUCUACGUAGGCAACGUGGCCUGGAUGCACGUGCUGGUGGCCCGGGAGCUGCAGCAGCGAGGGGCACUCAUGGGUGGCCAGGCGUACUUCUGCUACGACAGCUCGCCCUACAAGAGCUACGAGGAUUUCAACAUGGAGAUCCUGGGGCCCUGCGGGCUGCGGCUGGUGGGCACCCGCCCGCUGCUGCCCUACUGGCUGCUUAUGUUCCUGGCUGUGCUCAACGCCCUGCUGCAGUGGCUGCUGCGGCCGCUCCUGCUCUACGCGCCCCUGCUCAACCCCUACACGCUGGCGAUGGCCAACACCACCUUCACAGUGAGCACCAACAAGGCUCAGCGCCAUUUUGGCUACGAGCCCCUGUUCUCCUGGGAAGACAGUCGGACCCGCACCAUCGGCUGGGUGCGGGCCAUGGACGGUUCAGCCCCGUGACAAGGGCACUGGGGCCUGGGGCCCGGCCUGGCACGUCCAUCCAGCCCUCAAACCCUGGGUGGGGAGGGAAACCUGCAUUCUAGAGCUGGGGGGAAGGUCCGGGGCCAGAUGGCCGUCCUAGAGCUCUCCACGCGUUAAAUCGACCCGUGAGCCUUGAGCCCGUGUCCUGAUGCCUCCAAGUUCCAGGGCACGCACGUCGUCACUCUCCACCCAGGCCUGACAGCGGGUGGGCGAGGGUCUGAGUUUCCCGAUGUUCUCAACUGCCCCAUCCCACACUGGCUUUUCAGUCAGGAAGUGGGUAGGUUUCCACAAGCCUCGCGCUGGCCUUCUGACAUCCAGACGGAGCCUCGGGCCUGGAUUUAGAGCGAAGAGGCUUUCUUGUUCCUCCUACCUACCACCUUUGUCCCUCCUGGGGGCGAGGGGUGGGGUGGGCGUCAUAUUCCCAUUAUUGGAAAACCUUGACCAUCCUUAGAUGUUUCUCUUCUCAUUAUCUUGAAUGAAACCUGAGGAAACCUGUGUCUUCACUUCUUCCCACCCCUGGAAGCCCCGUUCAGUUUCUGCAAUAUUGUGAGAGCCCUGCCUGAGGAUGCCCCAGUAAUUCUGUACCUGCCCAAGCCCUGGAUUAAAAUACCUUACGAAGCCUG